Messenger RNA from Trichogramma pretiosum, 1792 nucleotides. RefSeq lists its product as uncharacterized. The transcript is spliced from 3 exons. Bases 824 to 1438 code for a protein of 204 amino acids. The record is from RefSeq and is a predicted model, not a curated record. Gene Ontology annotation, molecular function: protein binding. Lineage: Eukaryota; Metazoa; Arthropoda; Insecta; Hymenoptera; Trichogrammatidae.
AUAAGAUCUCGUUUAGGAUACAAUCAGUAAUAUAAUAAUCGCGAUCCUGUACCAAAAAAAUUGAGAAAACACGAAGAAAACUAAAAAAGCUCUUCUUGAACAAAAAUACAUUUUUGAAAAUAAGAAUUCGAUAAAUAUCAAUGAGGUUCUAAAAAGUUUGUCAUUCUAAAUCUUUGAUUUUUUGGUGUAUUCUUUUGUGAGAAAAAUGAGUGUAGAUCAUUUUCAACACUAGCAGUUAACACCAUCAAACAUUUUCAAGACGGUCAUUGAUGGGAUCAUGAUUUUCCACGAUAAACUAUCGAUAAAAACUCAGAAAGAAUUCUGUUCCAUAGUGGAUGGAUUUGAUUGAAGAAUAGUACACGCACCAAACGACAGAUGCGCUUGUUGAUAGCUAUCGAGUGACAGAAAAACAGCGCGCAUGGAUCGUCUGCGCAAGAAGGCUCCGGACGGCGGAUCAGACAUGCAUGGUCACAAGAAAAAAAAACUCAGUCCAAUUUCUCCACUGUAAACUGUAGCGAGCAUAGACGGGAACUACUUUGAUUGAUCGUUAGAACAAUUGAUUUCUUGACCAACACGUGGCGGGAUCAAAUGACUCAAACACUUUGACUUUGGGAAGUUUGCCUACCUGUUUCGAACAUUUAUAAACUCAUGAAUUAAUUUCGCACAUGCAUAAUAUAAGAAUAAUCAACAAUAGCAUGACAAACUGGAGCCAACGACCAAAUCUACAAGUAAUUCAAAAUCAAUAACCAAACGAUCAAAUCCUCUGCCUUUGGUACUUGAAAGUUCCAAAAAAAUUAAGUUUGAUAAGAUAGAAGAAUCGCAAAUGACACGGAAUCAAGAGGAUUCAUUCGCUUUGAUCGACAAAUUGAACGAUGAUUGUUUGGAGAGAAUAUUUCAGUUUUUCCCUUAUAAAAAUCGUAUUGCAGUAGAGAGAGUAUGUAAAAGAUGGCAAAUUGUGUCCCAACGCUCGUGGAUCGACAUUAACUAUAUAUGGCAAGCUUUCAUGGUCGAAAAGAAUAUCACUGACGAGAAAAUCUUUCAGGUAUUGCAGAGGGGUGUCGUGUACUUAAAAAAAGUUUGCAUGUGCUACAGUAAAGAGGACGUAAAUCCUUUACGCUCAGAUUUGGAGAUGCGAUCAAGGAUAUUUAAUUUGUUGAAAGAGAAAGCCGUCAACUUGAGAACAAUUUUUUGGACAUUUCAAGUCCGUCAUGACGACGUUGUCGAGUUUUUAUUGAAACGCGUGGGGCAGUUCAACGAAAUGAUAGUUUGCCCUGUGUAUCCCCCUAUGCGCGAUGAAACUUUGAGAAAGAUUUUCAACAAAGCAACCAAGCUGAAAGUAUUAACAUGGAAUUGGAAUUGUUGGUUCAGUUUGGAGGGUCAAAUGAAUGAGUUUGCUGGCAUGUUACCGAGCACACUCGAACAAAUAAAAUUCAUGUGAAAUGUUAAUAGUAUCUGUUCGAAUCUUGAUAAGGUAAGAAAAAAAUUACUUUCGGAGGCAAUUCAAAGCCUUACUUGAAAAUUAUUAGUAUACUAUUUCGUCGCUCAAUUUGUUGUUCAGAUCUAGUAGAAAUAUGGGAUAUUCAGUGAAAUUUUCCAUCCAGUUAUAACAAACAAUACUCAAACAAUACUCAAUAAUUUUUAUUCAAAAGUUUUUUAUUUAAAUCUCGGAUAUAGAAAAUAUAUCUCUGCGGGUGUACAAGGUCACUAGUGGCUCAGUGGGGUAGUUGGAACGUGGAUGAUUCAUAUUUUUUGGAAACAUUAUUUUGAGCGUUUUUCAUUAAUAAAUUAUUGA